Molecule: messenger RNA, 1857 nt
Organism: Penicillium cosmopolitanum
Lineage: Eukaryota; Fungi; Ascomycota; Eurotiomycetes; Eurotiales; Aspergillaceae
Gene: prm1
Product: pheromone-regulated protein PRM1
Exons: 2
Coding region: 1-1857 (618 amino acids)
Cellular component (GO): mating projection tip
Source: RefSeq, a predicted model, not a curated record
AUGGCGUCGAUGCCGCAUUACCUUUCUGAGGGCGUCAAUGAACUUACCGCUUCGGGUAUCGAGGAGGCGGUCCACGGUAUGCGAUCAAUGCUGCUGUUGACCAUCACAGGCGUGGAAGAGCUCAUUCUUUUCGUUAUCAAAAUGAUGUAUCAGACAUAUUUGUGCCUUAUCACACUGGCUGUGCGCGCAACUGUAUCAGUGACAACCGGGCUGAUUGAAGAUGUGCUUGAUGGAUUAAACAACACUCUACACGAUAUCAGCAGCGGUCUUACGAAAACAGCGGACAAAUUUGAGAGUGCACUCGGAGACAUUAUGAGCCAAGUCAACAAAGCUGCCACACUCCUGGGUGAGGACCUCCCCGACGUGAAUCUGACCAGCACUAUCGAUUCAAUAAAAGGCAUCGACCUUUCUAUCCCAUCAGGAAUAGAUGAGAAGCUCGACAAACUCAACAGCUCGAUUCCCACUUUCGACCAAGUUCAAAACGAGACCGAAAAGAUCAUUCGGUUGCCCUUCGAAGAAGUCAAGAAGCUGCUCAAUCUCCACCUGGGAAACUACACAUUCGACCGCUCGGGGCUUCCUGUUCCCCAAAAGAAGCAGGAUGUCGUCUCCACCGCCAAAAGAAUCUUCAUUGCCGUGCUGGUCGUGGCUGCUAUCCUGGCGUGCGUUCCUGUGGCAUGGCAAGAAAUCCGACGUUGGCGACAUAUGAAUGAACGCUCACAGCUGGUGCGCAAGGACACCCACGACCCGAUGGAUGUCGUUUAUAUCGUUUCAAGACCUUACUCCGCAGCUGCAGGUAUCAAGGCUGCCAGCCGUUUCAGCAACAGUCGUCGUCAAAUCCUGGUUCGCUGGGCAAUAGCCUAUGCUACAUCACCAACUGCACUCCUAGUUCUGGCCCUCGCCCUCGCCGCCCUUUUCGCCUGCCUGUGUCAAUACAUAUUGCUCAGGGCAGUUGCAAAGACAGUCCCAGCACUGACUACAGAGGUCGGUGCUUUCGCUGAUAAAGUUGUCGACUCGCUUCAAAAUGCUUCAGCGGACUGGUCAAACGGCGCCAACAAGGUGAUCACUGAUUUUGAUGAUGAUCUAAAUCAUAACGUGUUGGGGUGGGUGAAUACAACCACCGGUGCAAUUAAUGACACUCUCGAGGCUUUCAUUAAUAAGACAAACGGCGUCCUGAGUGACGCUUUCGGCGACACUCUUCUCUACGUGCCCAUUAAGGGCAUCUUCGAUUGUCUCAUCGAAAUGAAAGUUGAGAGCGUGCAGCAGGGUCUGACGUGGGUCAGCGACCAUGCUCACAUUGAUUUCCCCCUACUACCAAACGACACGUUUUCUCGCGGCGCACAGAGCAGUAUUUCCGACGGCUCCGAUCCAUCAGAGAGUUUCCUAGCUGAUGCCGGCGAUGAGACCUCCAACAAGAUCAGCGAAGUCGUGACGUCUGUAAUCAACAAGCUCUACGCCGGUCUCAGAGUCGAAGCCAUCAUUGCCACUUGUAUUCUUCUCCUCUGGGUGAUAAUCGUCCUGAUCGGUGUCGUGCGCGCCAUGGCGCUCUGGUGGGGACAUGAUCGAAUCCGUGGUGAGGGCGGCGGUCAUGCUAUGGACGCGAUACCCAACCAUCCUGCACCAGCUCCAAGUUCAUCCGGAGCUGGCUUCACAGAUGUCCCACUCACUGCUGUUCCGAAGGGUAGCCUUGGCUCUAUCAAUGCGACGCCGCAAUAUGAAACCCCAGUGGAGAGCUCCGUGGCACGAGGUGGAUCUGAAUUCCCUAAUGAGAAGCUAGGAUUUGCAGGGCACAGAAGUUAUCAUGUUGACUCGGCUUCUAUGAGGAAGAGUAACUAUGUUGAAUAUGAUGUAAAGAGGUGA